GAACAGAUCAGUUGGCGGUGCAGCACUCGAUGUCCCCAACUUCGCCACUUGCUCGUGCCGGUCGGUCAUCGGUGCGGCGCGUGAGUUUAGAAUCGGAAUUGGAAUCGGAAUCUUGUCUCAGUUAGCGCGCAAACUUCUAAGCAAACAGUCGCCAGCGCGCGGCUCCUGGGAACCCUCAAAGUAAGGAGCAGCAACAGCAAGCCGAGCCCAGACCGCCGAGGAGCACUCGGCGUAUGCGUAAUUACGGGCCAUCAACAGCUGGCCAGUUGCCCACAGAGGAGCCACCACCUAUCCCCCGAUGACCCAAUUCGCGGUCCGGCUCUAAAGUUCAAUCCUUGUUUGAGUGCCUCCGUUGUGUGUCAAUAAACUCGCGUGCCCGCUGUCCACGCUCCAGGUCAUCGGAGAAACCACCGGCUGGCCCAGUGCGGAGUCACACGUUGCUCCACUCAGCUGGCAAGACGGUGAGUUCCAUUCGGCGGGGCAUGCAAAUCGCAGCUCCAAACACAAACAAAGCCGGCGCAAACUGGCUAUUAGUCAGCGCGAACGACGUGUGCCGAAAAACCGAAUAUACAUAAAUUAAUGGUGUGGGUAGGAGUGAGCGGAGCCUUGGGAAGCGCGGAUGAGGUGGCUCUUGUACACCCCAGGACCCACAUAGCUUUGACCGCCACCCACGUCCGACCACAUCCAACCACAUCCACUGACGCCUCCUGGCGACAUUAACUGGCCUGCUGCUGCCGCCGCUACUGCCGACGGUUUGUUUGUUUUGUGCCAACUUGGAUGACUCACCGUAGUCUCCGACUGGAACUGAAUCUGAGACUGAGUCUGAGGCGGGUCUGCUGUAGCCAAACACUCUGAGCCAAGCUCAGUCGCGUCAUCACCUUGGCUCAAGCCCACACACGAGCUCCGCAGCCUUCGCAGCGAAUUCAAUCGACUACCAUCGAAUCAAACAGACUCCAUUUGGCAAUGGCGUCACAAGGUUCCGGAGAUAUGAAAACCUCAAGGCUGGCGCAAAUGCAGAUGCGUUUCCAGCAGCGAACACAGCAGGAGCAGGAGGUGCGCAGACGGGAGCUGAUGAGUAUAAAGUCGAGUGCCGAAAAUCUGGCAACUGGAGCGCCCAGUGCCGCUACCACCAGGUUGAUCGGGAAUGGGAAAGUGCGGCAGAUGUUCGACGAACGUCGCCGCGGAGCGGGCAUUGACCGCAGUAAUCCCCUCAAGCCGAUCGGCACUCUGCCCUCGCCACCCGCGCCAUCAAAAUCUCGCCCGCAGCCUCCGAUGCAGCGUCUCGUCAAGGGCGUGUCCGACAUGAGCAUCCGGGAUGCACCCAAUGCAGGCAAGAGGAUUACUAGCGACAGCAAUAACAAUAAGUUCGCCACCCCCCGGAGUACUGUGAACCGGAACCUGAAGCCCGUCGUCACGCGUAAGACGCCGCCAGCCCAGCAGGUCACGCUCCCCCAACGUUCUCCCCCGCCACAACGCAGUCCCAAGAUUCAGACGACCAAUCGAUUAGCUGGAGGAACUGCAGCUGCCCCGCCAGCCACUCGUCUUUCUCCGCCACUUAUGCGACGGGCUGAGCCCAAAUCCCCAGUUAAAACGGUCAACAUGCAGGACACAACGUCUGCGAUCCCAGAGGGCACCGCUUUAUGCCGCUACUGCAGACGCCACUUCAACACGGAUCGUCUGGCAAAGCACGAGGCGGUGUGCCAGCGCAUGGUGACCACCAAACGCAAGAUAUUCGACGCAUCCAAGCAACGGAUCGAGGGCACCGAAGCCGAGACGUACAACAAGAAGUCGAAGGGCAAUCGCAACCGUUCCACGUAUAGUAGUGCUGCCCAGCAGAAGGGUCUGACCACUGGAGUGAAGAAGAACAACUGGCGCAAGAAGCACGAGGAGUUCAUUCAGUCGAUUAGAGCGGCCAAGCAGGUUCAGUUGCAUUUGGCGCGCGGCGGAAAGUUGAGCGACCUGCCCCCGCCUCCGCCUUCGGAGAAUCCAGACUACGUUCAGUGUCCCCACUGCGGUCGCCGAUUCAACGAACAGGCCGCGGAGCGUCAUAUCCCCAAGUGCGUUAACAUGGUGCACAACAAGCCCCGGAACGGUCCCGCGACAAAGAGGCGUUGAGUGGUGAUUGGGAAUCGGUGAACAUGCCUAUUCUUUUACUUGUGAUAAAUAAGUUUGAUGAUUGAAA
Messenger RNA from Drosophila erecta, 2182 nucleotides. Its product is annotated as serine/arginine repetitive matrix protein 1. The coding region runs from base 964 to 2115 and encodes 383 amino acids. Lineage: Eukaryota; Metazoa; Arthropoda; Insecta; Diptera; Drosophilidae. The transcript is spliced from 5 exons. The record is from RefSeq and is a predicted model, not a curated record.